AUGAUAAUGAAUAGUGGAACUAACAUUAGUGGCCAUACAAGUGAUGAUGCUUUGAAUGGAAAUCAUGGACCAACAGAAUGCGAAGUUUAUACGGAACGUCAGUUGCAAAGUGCAUUUUACACAUCAACUAUUAUUGAUCCUCAACAAAUUAUGAUAUCAGCUGUACAACAACAACCGAUUAUUGAACAAUCUGAAUCACCUAAUUUAAUACAACAAUAUCCUGAAGAAAUAGUUGCAUGUUUACCACUUAGCGUUGGCCCGAAUAUGAUACCAACGCCUUGCACUCAAGCACCAGUUACAUUGCAAGAACAAAUAGUUAACUCUGGUGAAUAUGCUUCAGGAAAUCAACAGUAUGAUCCUUGUCUCCCAAAUGUUUCUUCAACAAUUAUUAAUCUGCAAGAAAAACCAUUAUUAGAAGGAACUAUCGGAUAUGAUUCUUCAUCAUCACCAAUGAAUAUAAAUUUGAAUCAAACAACAGAGUCACCCAAUCAAUCAAUAUUAGAAAUAGACGGUAGAGAAAAUGCAGUAACACCGUUUAUUUAUGAUUUGAAAAAAUACAAAUAUAAUUAUUUUUUAUCGAAUCUGUCAUGUGCAUUUGAACAAAAUCAAGUAAGAUUCGGUGCACCAAAAGGGUUAUGCACAUUAAAUGAUGAUCGUCUGUUAGUUGCAAAUUUUUCUACUAAUUCACUUUUACUUAUCGAUUUAAAUGGUAUCGUUCAUCAAAUAUUUAAAGACUUACCGUCACCAAAAGCUGUUGCGUAUUAUUCAUCGAAUCCAUCACAAGCCAUUGUUGCUACCAGAAAGGAACUUAUUAUUCUAGAUUUAAAUACGAGCCAAAUUGUUGCAAAAAGUAAUCUUGCAGGAUUUUAUCCAUGGAACAUUCAAUAUAUUGCAGAGACCAAUAUUAUUGCAGUUUUGAUAAGUGAUUGUUUAUCUGACUAUUUAGCAUGUGAUCCAUCCAGUGAACGUAUUGCGUACUUCGACAAAAAUCUAAUGAACAUCGGCGAAUGGUCAUUUAACAGUCAACAUCAGCAAAAUUCUGAUCUAUCACAAUCAAGAGUUCAUGACAAAGUCUAUCCGUAUGCAGCAUAUUACUUUCCUGAUAAUACAUCAUUUGUAUUGACAUGCUGUAAAGAUCGAUUUGAAUUUAGCCAAGUAGAUGAUAACAAUAAAAAACUAAAUAGUUUCAAUCUACCUAUAAACAUGAAAUCAUACUCGUUUUAUGUUGAUGGUGCAAGUAGAUGCUUAUUACCUGACGCAAUUAAUCAUCGUUUACUUUCAAUCGAUAAAAAUUCAAUAGUUGAAGAAUAUAAAUGUGAUUCAAUUCGCGAACCAUAUGCAAUAUCAUUUUUAUCAACUGGAACAAUGUGUAUUACCGAUCAUAGCACAUCAUAUGGAACGAAUGGUGGCAUAUCAAUAAUUAGUGAAACUGAUUUAAGAAACAAUCAAUAA
This is a messenger RNA of Rotaria socialis, 1452 nucleotides long. The record is from the annotation of a GenBank genome assembly. NCBI's taxonomy places the organism in Eukaryota, Metazoa, Rotifera, Eurotatoria, Philodinida, Philodinidae.